AUCUGCCCCGCCCCGUGAUGGCGGCCGGGAACGGCGGGAAGGUUGCGGUUAGGGCUGCCAAAUUGCCUCGGGCUGAGCCCGCCCACGUCGUAGCUGUUAGUGCGCCGUGCACAGUUUGUAGACUCUUAAAAACAGGCUGUGGGCAGCGAAAUAGCACGAGGAACACUCGAAGGUAAAGCUCAUCGCUGGCAGGAAUCGGGCUACGGAGGCAGCGACGCGAGGCUGCUCGGAUCGCGGUGCGAAGCGUUCCCUUCCUCGGGGCUGCGGUAGGCGGGGCAGAUCCCGAAGGCAUCGUCCUCAGCUCCUUUCCAGACAUCACCACGAGACCAACUGCUGCCAAUGAGCAGCGCGGCCACGCGCCUCCUGCAGCCUGCGAGGCACGGCUCGGCUGCGUGGCUGAGCAGCAGCUCCACGCGCUGUGCGAGGCCCCCGAGACUUGUGCUGGGCAUCGAAACCAGCUGCGAUGACACGGGUGCGGCGGUGCUGGACGAGGCGGGCAGGGUGCUGGGAGAAGCGCUGCAGAGCCAAAAGGAGGUGCACCUGAAAGCAGGUGGAAUAAUUCCUCAUGUAGCACAACAGCUUCACAGAGAAAACAUCCAGCAAGUAGUAAAGGAAGCGCUUAGUGCCAGCGGAGUUUCUGUAGAUGAACUUGCUGCUAUUGCAACUACAGUGAAACCAGGACUUGCGCUGAGCCUGGAGGUGGGACUGCAGUACAGCUUACAGCUGGUGGACAGGUACCAGAAGCCUUUCAUACCCAUUCAUCACAUGGAGGCUCACGCACUUACCAUCAGACUGACAGAGCAAGUGGAAUUUCCCUUCUUAGUUCUUUUACUCUCCGGAGGUCACUGCAUCUUGGCAGUAGCACGAGGAGUUUCAGAUUUCCUUCUGCUUGGACAGACCAUAGAUAUAGCACCAGGUGACAUGCUGGAUAAGGUAGCAAGAAGGCUCUCUUUAAUAAAGCACCCAGAGUGCCACGGCAUGGCUGGGGGGAAGGCAAUAGAGCACCUAGCUCAAACUGGAGACUGGCAAAGGUACACAUUCAGACUUCCCAUGCAGCAGUAUCGUAACUGUCAUUUUUCUUUUUCUGGACUUCAGAGCCUUGUCAACAAAUCCAUUAUUCAGAAAGAAAAAGAAGAAGGUAUUCAAGAGGGUGAACUCCUGUCCUGUGUUAAGGACAUUGCUGCAGCUGUACAGCAUGUAGUGGCUGCUCAUAUUAUCCAGCGGACACACCGAGCCAUGCUUUUCUGCUUAAAAAAUAGCAUUUUACCACCAAAAACUGCAACUCUGGUCGUAUCAGGAGGGGUUGCAAGUAAUCAGUAUAUCAGAAAAGGCCUGCAAACUCUGGCAAGUGCAAAUGGUUUUGCUUUUCUGUCUCCUCCUCCAAGACUGUGCACUGAUAAUGGUGUUAUGAUUGCGUGGAAUGGCAUUGAAAGGUUGCACGCAGGAUGUGGUGUUUUGUACAGUACUGAUGGCAUCCGCUAUGAACCAAAAGCUCCCCUUGGAAUUGAUAUUUCAAGAAGAGUUGAAGAGGAUUCCAUUAAAGUGCCAAGACUAAAGAAGACUAAAGAAGAUACAAUGGUCAGCAUGUGAAGCACAGAAGUAAUACAAUAAAUGCAGCUAAAACUUGUUCACUGCAACAGCACUGAGACAGUUUUCAUGUACUGAUUUUAUGUGGCUUACAAGUGUUGAAGUAACACCCACCAGAGAAAUAAAAACAUCCCCACGUGGUAGCUGUGCCAAUACAACUGAGUUUCAACAGCACCUACUUUUCUCUGCUAGUGAAAGAAGAUAAUUCCUACUCACUAGAAUUAAGAUCUGGGGUUAAAUCACUAGCACUAAUUAAUUUAUUUUUUUUAAAGUAAAAAGAAUAACAGUUUAGUGUAGGUAAGAGGACAAACAAGCUGUUAAGAUGCAAACUCCGGGUUUUGAUGCUCGUGUUAUUUCACCUUGCCUUUUGACAAUCUGUGCUAGAUGAUUUCAUUACUCAUCACAUAGGUUUUAACUGGAAUAAAUACAGCACUAAGCCUGUUUAUAUAUAAACCAAUUUUAUAAAAACAUCUCUUGAAUAGAAGCUUCCUUUCUAUACAUGUUCUUCAGAGUGCAUUAAUAUUUAACUUACAUAAAGCACCUGUGUAAGUACAGUAUGCAGUACCACAAAUGAGGCUGCCAUGUUUGUCUGUCUUGUUGAAAUUCAUUGACAAAAUUCUGGUUUAUUUUUCCAUCUCUGCUGAAGUUAUUCAUUAGGUGGGUAACUGCUUUGUUCCUGCAUACUACUUACAGCAGAUUGUGAGCAGUCUGGAAGCUCCACUCAGUGGCUGGGGCUGUACAAACAUAGAAGAAAUACAGUUCUUAUGCUUACUUAAAAUGUAUUUUCUUAGCAAGUAACCAUUUCAUCAAAACAAAAUGUAUUAUUUAAGUUCAUACAAGUUUUUGGUACUUUAGCAACAAGAUUCAAAAAACAGACAAAAUUAAGAUUGAUAAAGAGAUGUACACAGAGUUGAUGAAAGUAUAAUCAAGAGAAGAGACAGAAAGCAUCCACAGAAGUCAGAACAAAUGCAAGAAAAUAGGCCUCCAAUACUAGCUGAUAAGAAAAAGCAGAAGUCUUUAUUAUAAUGGUAAUUCAGCAUCACUUGCUCAGAACCACAUCUCUCCAGGAGGUGGAGUAACAGCCGUAGAUAAUGCUUCAACCCAACUUUAACUUGUAAAACCUUAAUCGUCUUUCUGCAUCAGAGCAAGUCUUAGUUUUUUUAUUUUACUUCUUCAUACCAUGGAUACUUAACUAUUGAAUAAUUCCAUCAACCUGUAUGGUGAUGACGUCAAGUGCUUUCUUGAAUCUCUCCACAAGCAGACUAAUGGAAAAAGCUGUAUGGGCAACCAGCACACCAGGAAUUCUGUAUCACAAUACCCUGUAAAUACCUUUCUGAAGAGCCAUUUCUGGUAGCGUGGAGAUUAUCUUCUUGAACUUGGGCCUAGAAGCCAUGCAUCUGUUGUGGCUGGACCAUAACAGCAGUUAUGCCUUUGGAGCCUUCUGCAAACAUACUAGACUGCUAGAUACUUUUUUUAAAUUCAAAAGACAUCUAACGCCAGAUGAACCAAAUGUAGUUGUGCUCUAGGCCACUUAAAAGACAUUUUUGCUAAUCAAGUAACAAAUUCAUGUAGAUAUUCAAGAAAUAUUAAUUUUAAUAUCUGCAACUUUAUAUAAUAUUCAUUUUAUAAUGUUAUUGCUCCUAAACUGAAAUUGUUACUUUCUAAAUUAUUUGGAGGCUGAAUUGUAAGACCAUCAGAAUAAACAAAACUCUUCCUCUUACAAUACAUCCUGCAAAUCGCUGUUCCAAUUAAAAGUGAAGACAGAUGCAUGCUUAACUGCAGCCUGGAUGUUAUAAUAAGGGACAGUUACUCUUAAUCACAAAUUAGUUUCUCACGUUUACAAGGAAUAAGUAAUAUCUUUCUUAUUGCAAAUGUUUGCCUGCAUUCAAGUACAUGCACUACCACAUCACUAUUUCUAGUAUAGAGGAUGCAUCUCACAUUGGAAGAAAUAGAGAAUGAGCAAUGCAUGAUUUGCUGGCAAUUGCACAAGCCUUAGCCAUGUUUUGGGAACAGAAAUUGAAGCUGAAGAACGAUAGACAUACUAAAAACAACAGAACAUACAGAAAUGUUAAGUCCAGCCAUCUAUUCUUUCACAAUAGAGGUAAGGAUAGUGAGUGGAACAAGUUCCUCAUUCACUGGCUGUUAGGAAGUAAUGCUAGUAAUGCUCUGCACACAGUUCAUCAUCUCAAAUAAGCUCAUAGGGCAGCUGACCUGCAGAUACCUUGCAGCCCUGCACUGCUAGCAUGUACACAAACAGGAAUGCCUUGUCUUCACCCCAUGCUAACCUUCAGGAUAUCGUUACAAUGCAUGGAACAUCAUCAGUUUAUGUCACCUCAUGAGUCAUUCUGCUUUUAAAGUUAAACAAAUCAAGUAAACACAAAAUCCAUCAUUAGGUUUUAUCUUUGUUAAAUGUUUGAAUUGUACAGUUGUUAAUGCAACAAUCAAGUUGCUGUCUUUGCAUCUGCGUGCCUCACACUUCCACUACAUACUGAGUCCUGAUGAAAAUUAGUCCAACUUUUAUAUCCAUGUAUGCUGACAAGUGCUGUGCUAUUUGACAUCUACACAGCUGAAAGGUUUAGCCAGCAAAUUCCACCAGCCAUCUCUCAAAAGUCCAACAGGUUUCUUAACCUUAGAAGGGCAUACCUGAAUCCACCAAUGCUUGCAGCGAUGCUGUCAGGGAACGUACUCGUUUUUCAGCUGGCCCAGCAGUUCAGUGGGAAGCUCUGUGAGGUAGCAGUUUGUCUCUGCUUAAAGCCAGCCAACUAGGGGACAUGGUGAAGUUGUGCUGCUUGCUGUUGUCACAGCAAAGGCACAAGCGUUUUCCUGCACUGCCACGUUUGACCACUAGGUUGCCUCAUCAGCUCAUUCAGCUCCAUGUAACACUUUUGUCAGGCCUGAGUAUCCCUCAAGAAUAUUCUGCAGUAUUUAAAAUGCAAUAUUUCGAGAUGCUAUUAACAACAAGAACAGAAUAUUAUUUAACCAAAAAGUUACAGCACUAUUUGCAAGUAACCACUACAUUUCCUAAGGACAAGAUAAAAACACAAGCAUUACUGCAGGUUCCCCUGGUAUGUAGUCUUUUUUUUUUUUCCCCUUACAGAAACAAACAUUUGGCCAAGAAACUGCAAAUCAUAGUGAUAACCAUACUUUAAGGAGUAAUGAUGAAUUUAUUGUUUAUAAGUAAUAGGUUAAACUGAAAGCAAAAAUGCUAAAACCAAAUUGCAUGGUGUCAAGUAAUAGCACAACAGUGACAGCAGAGCAGCAAGAUCCCAGGCUGCAGCGAGCAAGGAUUUGCUCAAACCCAACAGCAACACACAAAGAAAUAAGGGAAAGAAGCUGCUUACCUUCAGAAGGUCUCAGGUACGCACGGACCUCCAGCAAGAUGCCAUCACCUCCACUGCCAGCCCUUAAAUGAGCUCUGGGAAGGGGUGGAUCCUGGCCCCACUCUUCCUUUCGCUCAGAUACAUUGCAUGAUACAUUGCAUGCACCUGAGCUCCCCAAGUCUGCCCUGCCUUCCCACCAGAUGCUCCAUCACUGUUUCAGGUCAUGGCUUGACAACUACACAUAGUUUCCUAAGGCUAAUACCUCGAAAACCAAAAGGUUAAGUGUGAUGCAUAGGGGGCAGUGGCCCAGGACCCUCAGCUCUCAGUGGCUCUAGCAAUCCAGGUCAGCUCUACACCGCAUUCUCCCUUCUAAAACCAUAACCUGACAGAGUGGAGGAUUCAGUAGGCACUUAGCUGAGGAAGGGGGAGAAGAAAUGCCAAUCUCUGGCUAUCCUCUGCUCUACAGAGACCAGCAUUCCCUUCUCCCC
Molecule: messenger RNA, 5395 nt
Organism: Lagopus muta (rock ptarmigan)
Lineage: Eukaryota; Metazoa; Chordata; Aves; Galliformes; Phasianidae
Gene: OSGEPL1
Product: O-sialoglycoprotein endopeptidase like 1
Exons: 8
Coding region: 340-1590 (416 amino acids)
Biological process (GO): tRNA threonylcarbamoyladenosine modification
Cellular component (GO): mitochondrion
Source: RefSeq, a predicted model, not a curated record